GCGAAGGCGGUGCUUUUCCUUCCCUCCUCUCCACCGAGGAUCACAAGUAUACCAGGCGGGAUUUCGUCGCUGUUUUUGAACUACAAUUCUUAAAAAGAACUGUUAGAACCACUGCAGUUCAUAAAUAUAAAUCCGAAUUACGAUAGGUGACAUCUGUACGCCGAUUUAAGGUCAAAACGAGGGCCUGCUUCCCCUCAGACAGACAGAGGCCAUCAUGAAGCUGACGGACAAUGUGCUGCGGAGCUUCAGAGUUGCUAAGGUGUUUCGAGAAAACACAGACAAAAUUAAUUGUUUCGAUUUCAGUUCAAACGGAGAAACGAUUAUUUCCAGCAGCGACGACGACUCAUUAGUCUUAUACGACUGCCAAGAGGGAAAACCCAAGAGGACUCUCUACAAAAAGUAUGGAGUGGAUCUGAUCAGGUACACACAUGCUGCAAACACUGUGGUCUACAGUUCCAACAAAAUCGAUGAUACCAUCCGGUACUUGUCCCUCCAUGACAAUAAAUACAUCCGCUACUUUCCUGGCCAUAACAAAAGAGUGACAUCUCUCUCCAUGUCUCCUGUGGACGACACAUUUAUUUCUGGCUCACUAGAUAAAACAAUCAGACUGUGGGAUUUGCGGUCGCCUAACUGUCAGGGUCUGAUGCACCUACAAGGGAAGCCAGUGUGCUCCUUUGAUCCCGAGGGUCUCAUUUUUGCUGCCGGAAUAAAUUCAGAGAUGGUUAAACUUUAUGAUCUGCGGUCGUUUGACAAGGGUCCCUUUGCGACCUUCAAGCUUCAGUAUGACCGAACAUGCGAGUGGACAGGACUCAAGUUUAGCAAUGACGGAAAACUCAUUCUUCUUUCUACAAACGGUGGAGCCCUUCGCAUCUUAGAUGCUUUUAAGGGCGCUGUGCUACAUUCCUUCGGGGGCUACAACAACAGUAAAGGUGUGACACUGGAGGCAUCAUUCACCCCGGAUUCUCAGUUCGUCAUGAUUGGCUCUGAGGAUGGAAAGAUCCAUGUGUGGAAUGCAGAGAGCGGCAUGAAGGUGGCUUUAUUAGACGGGAAGCACACAGGACCAAUAACCUGCCUACAGUUCAACCCCAAGUUCAUGACGUUUGCAAGUGCCUGCUCCAACAUGCUGGUUCUGGGGGCCUAUAGAGAGCCAGAAAAGAGCUGGGACCAGGAUUAUGAUCGCUUCCUGCUGCCUCUCCUGGACGGGCAGGAGCCCUGCUACAUCCUGUACCGCCUCGACUCCCAGAAUGCACAGGGCUACGAGUGGAUCUUCAUUUCGUGGUCUCCUGACCAGUCUCCGGUGAAACAAAAGAUGUUGUACGCUGCCACCCGAGCGACAGUGAAGAAAGAGUUUGGCGGUGGCCAUGUGAAGUACGAGAUUUUUGGCACAGCUGAGGAGGACAUCUGUUUGCAGGGCUACCAGCGUCAUGUGUCAUCCUGCUCAGGUCCUGCCCCGCUCACAUUAGCCGAGCAGGAGCUGCAGAGGAUUAAAAUCACAGAGGGCCGGGUUAAACAGGUGAAGACAGAGAUCAGCGUGGAGAGCAAACACCAGACACUUCAGGGCCUCGCUUUCCCUCUGCAGGAGACCGCAAAACGAGCCCUGCUGCAACUCGCCCAAAAACGCAUCAAUUACAUACAGCUGAGGUUGGAUGUAGAGAAAGAGACAAUCGAGCUGGUCCACUGCAACCCGACAGAAACUCGUGAUUUGCCCCGCAGGGUUCCAAAAGACACUCCCAGAUACCACUUCUUCCUCUACAAACACUCCCACGAAGGAGACUACCUGGAAUCUGUCGUAUUCAUAUACUCUAUGCCAGGAUACAGCUGUAGCAUCAAGGAGCGGAUGUUGUAUUCCAGCUGCAAAAGUCGACUACUGGAGGAAGUGGAGAAAGAUUACCAUUUGGAAAUUGCUAAAAAGUUGGAGAUUGACGACGGAGAUGAACUGACAGAAGAUUUUCUGUAUGAGGAGGUCCAUCCCAAGCAGCACGCCCACAAACAGGCCUUCGCUAAGCCCCGCGGCCCAGCAGGAAAAAGGGGACACAAGCGCCUCAUUAAGGGGACAGGAGGGACCACGCAUGAGAGCUAGAUGUGGACACAUUUCUCGCAUAGUUCCAGACCGCCCCCGUUUCCCUCAGACCCUCUAACACCUCGUCAGGCUCAGGGGAACGAGCACAGUGAUGGAUUUCCUCUGCUGUUUGUGUACUGAAACAUUUGUGCUAUUUAACUGAUGUGUUUUUGAUGAAAAUGUGUUAAUAAAUUGUCUGACACACCCACUGAAGUCCCAUGGGGAAAUAAAUAUAGACAGAUAUAUCAUCGAUCAAUAUGCAUUAACUGUUUUUUAAAACGAGUCAAGCUGAAAACCAGACAAGUGGCUUUGUUAUUGUGAAGUUUAUCUGCCUGGUUCUUCCACACUUAUAUAAAUAGAUCUGCAGUUUACAGUAUAAAAAUAACAGCCUUAUAAUGACUUCAAAAUGCCUCAGAUGUUUCAGUCAUGUCUGGCCUUCAGUACAAGUUUUGUAUCAACAAUGUUUGUAAGACACCAAGAAAGGAAAUUCCAAAUAAAUGUUGUUUAUACUGUGGUAUUAA
Molecule: messenger RNA, 2580 nt
Organism: Plectropomus leopardus (leopard coralgrouper)
Lineage: Eukaryota; Metazoa; Chordata; Actinopteri; Perciformes; Serranidae
Source: RefSeq, a predicted model, not a curated record